This is a messenger RNA of Chiloscyllium plagiosum (whitespotted bambooshark), 2783 nucleotides long. RefSeq lists its product as uncharacterized. Gene Ontology annotation, biological process: positive regulation of T cell proliferation; negative regulation of T cell proliferation; T cell costimulation. The record is from RefSeq and is a predicted model, not a curated record. Gene Ontology annotation, cellular component: external side of plasma membrane. NCBI's taxonomy places the organism in Eukaryota, Metazoa, Chordata, Chondrichthyes, Orectolobiformes, Hemiscylliidae.
AGUGUUUGACGAAAUGAUUGCAUCUCAGUUUGUUUUAUAAUGAAACUGAAACUCUGGUUAAGAGGGAUUGAAAAAGGGUUGGCAGGCAGGAACAGAGUCCGAACAUUGAAGUAUUGAGAAGAACGAUACCAGUAGUUGUUUUGUGUGGGAGGAAAUUGAUUAUGAUGGCAAGACAAGGCAAAACUUAAAUGAGAUCGACGCAUCGUCAGCAGAAAUGCUCCCAGUUACAAUUGACAUGUAUUGAGGGCUGUAGUCAAGACUGAUCUCUACGCUGAUAGCAAAGAGUCGACAAUGGCAACAUAACAAAAGGUUCCUUAAAGUCCUAAGAGAAGGAUGGCCACUUACUGCUUUCCAAAACUUUUGUAUAUUAUUGUGAUUGUUUUUUGCCCAUCCACUAUAACCAAUAAUUCAUUUAUAACUUUGGAUUGUAACAGUCCAUUGACUGGAAUACAUAACCACCGCAUUGUUUUGGUUUGUGAGUAUAAGUCACAUUGGGAGAAAAAUUGCAAUAUUAGCUGGAACUUCAAUGUGAAUUCUCAUUCGACUGAAAUCCUAUGCACAUCUGACAAUGAAACGACUGGUCAGAAACAAAAAAGAUGUGUUACAGAUUACAAAAAGGUAUCAUUGAUAAUUGAGAAAUCAGAAAUUGUGGAUGAAGGGAAUUAUCAGAUUUUCAUAAACUGUGGGCCAGGUGGCUACAAGUAUAAAAACAUCCAACUUUUCAUUCAUGCUCCAUAUACUGUUCUGCAAGUAUCCAAAAGGAUUGAAGGUGGUGAGAAAGGUCUCUCUUGUACUACACUUGGAUAUCCAUUGGCAAAACCCCACUGGGAAAAUGAAAAUGGCACUAACUUGGCAGCUAAUUUGAGUGUAACACGAACAAAAGAUAAGUUGUUCAACAUCACUACUUACAUUCCAGUUAGUGGAGAACUAUGCACCAUAAACUAUAGCUGCUCUUUAUGCUAUGAAAAUUCAUAUAUUUCUACAACCAGAAAAUGCUGUUAUAGAAUCGCAGAACUCUUCAAAUGCAGAAGGAAGCAAGUGGGCCGACUGAGUCUGUUCCACCUGUCCAAUAGCAAAGUCAUGAUGUUUGCAAUUCUCCAAUUUCCUGGCACCACCCCAAGACCUGGAAGACUGAAUGAUUACGGAUUGGAGUGUCCCAACAAUGAAACAUUCUCUCAGUCAAAGGAAGAAAAGAUCAGAACAAUUUUUGGUAUUCAUUUAUCUCUGGGAUUAAUCAUAGUCCUUUUAAUACUUUUGGCACUUCUGGUGGCGUUUUCAUCAAGCAAAUUCGUCAAGCAUUCAUACGAGCGAAAAGAAUCAGCGUCACCUAAUUUAAUAGAUAAGCAACUCUUUCUGGAUAUAUAAGCUGAAAUAAGAAGGACGGCCUUACCUUUUACGAACAAACUUUAUUUCCAACGGAUAAUGCAGACUGAAGACGGCCUGGAAUGACAUUGAUCUUAUUAAUCAAUUUUCUACUAAAUGCAAUUUCUGUGAAAACAUUGUAUCAAAUGAUGUUAAAAAAACACUUCGUAGAAAUUUACCUGUUUCUAAAAGGUAUGCAAGAAUAAUCAUGAAAAAUAUGAAAAUAAUUUUCCAUAUGACCACUGAGAAAAAUUGUUAUAAUCACAAUACAGUUAUAACUACAUUUAAUGAAAACCACUGUCCUUGUUAUUUGCAUGGUUAGAUUUCUUGGAAUUGUAGUCGACUUUUCAUGACAAAAAUAGUUGUGAUGAUUCAUAAAAUAAAACGUUUUGCAAUAAUCCGACACCAUGUUCAGAAGUUUUUAGUUAUAAAUUCAGAUUAAGUACUUUUCAUUCCCAGCAAACUGGAGUGGAAGUUUUUCUGUUAGUGUUUCAUUGCAAAUGUCAGUGUCCAACGGAUAUCUUGGAAUCUUGGAAUUUAAUGGUUCUAAACUUCUGAUCUGUGUAGGAAUCCCUAUUUCUGACCCAGAUCAGACAAAAUUUUGCCUCACUAUAAAAAAUAUAUCUUUCUACUUUUCUGCAUUUUUGGUUGUGAACUGAAGUGAUAAAAUGGCUGUUUUAAAAACCAAGGAUGUGGAAGGGAUCAUGGCAAAUUUUGAAAGGAAGUUACUGAAACACAUUCUCAGUGGUAUUUACAUUGCUGCUUUGUUUCAGCAGUGGAGGAAGCAGAGAGGCUGGCACCAGGGAAUGUGUACACAUAAGAUUCAGUCAGCAACAAGUAGCUGAUUGGUUCGAGAAGUUCUGACCAGCUCUGGAUGAUAAAGGCCUUCUGCCAGCCAAUGACUCUACUCGUUAAAUCUCAAAGCCCCUUAUAAAAGUUAUCAUUGGCUUCUGGGUAGCCGAACUAGGUUUGGGUAUGAACAACAUUGCCAGAGAUCUUCAGGUCAUCUGGAAGAGGAGGUGGUUUGUCUGUCUGCAGGAGAACAUAUUUGAAACCUGAAGAAAGAGAGUUUAUUUUCCCUCACCAGUUGCUGUAAACUGUUGCUUUUAACCAGUAAACUUUAUAAUUUAUGAACAGGUCUCUCCAUUCCGUUCACAAAGAAGUGAAUAAUAUCUGAUGAAGAAAAAUUGAAGAACAGCAAAUCCUGCCCAGCAAUUGGAUCAUCUUAAUACAUCCUGUGGAUGCAGGCUAUUGAACACCCCACACCCAUGACACCAAUUUUUUUUGACUGUCUGUAUGUGAAUGUUGAGAUACUUUUGUAAGGGGGUUCAAGUUUUAACUAUUAGAGUUAUAUGUCAGCAGUUCAUUGUUGCAUACCUGUGUCAAGUCUUUUUUUUAAAUAAACAGUCAUUCAUAUUAAA